Adineta ricciae is the source of this 1449-nucleotide messenger RNA. Lineage: Eukaryota; Metazoa; Rotifera; Eurotatoria; Adinetida; Adinetidae. The record is from the annotation of a GenBank genome assembly.
AUGCAUCAACCAGCAAAUACAUCACCACAAUCAACAAAUCAGACUUUAUCUGACCGUAAUAUGGAUACAUCAUCAACAUCUAAUGGUGGAAUUAACUAUGGACAUCCAAAUCCAUCAUCGACCGGUCAAUCACAUCACUAUCAUUCAUCGUCCUCGUCAUCCCAUCCCAGUUCACUUCAAUCUUCAACAACAGUUCCCAAACAUGAACCAAUGGAUUACGAUUCAAGCAAUAGUACUCAUCAUCAUCCUCAUCUUCAUCCACAUUAUGCACGAAAUCUAACGCCAAACUCUUUAUCCGUCCAAACCGGUUCAUCAAAUAACAAUAUCAAUAAUAACAAUAAUAAUAAUAAUAAUGGUUUAAUUGUCAAUGGUUCUAUUGAAAUUCCAUCAAAUCGAGUUACAGUUCUACGUGGCCAUGAAUCGGAAGUGUUCAUUUGUGCGUGGAAUCCUACACAUGAUCUCUUGGCAUCUGGCUCAGGCGAUUCUACAGCACGCAUAUGGAAUUUACAAGGUACACGUGAACCUGAAAUAAUCUUACGACAUUGUAUACGACGCGGUGAUACACAAGUACCGAGUAAUAAAGAUGUCACGAGUUUAGAUUGGAAUCCGUCUGGUACACAGUUAGCGACGGGUAGUUACGAUGGCUAUGCACGUAUAUGGUCAUCCGAUGGAAAUCUAGUUAGUACGCUCGGUCAACAUAAAGGACCCAUAUUUGCAUUAAAAUGGAAUAAGAAAGGCAACUAUAUCUUAUCGGCUGGCGUCGAUCGUACAACAAUCAUAUGGGAUGCUAAUUCUGGUCAUUGUGAACAACAGUUUUCAUUUCAUACAGCACCAGCAUUAGAUGUCGACUGGCAAUCAGAUACAACAUUCGCAUCUUGUUCGACAGAUCAAAAGAUUCAUGUUUGUCGUCUGAAUGAAUUACGACCUGUUAAAACAUUCCACGGACAUCAAAACGAAGUCAAUGCCAUUAAAUGGGAUCCACAAGGACGACUGUUAGCCUCAUGUUCAGAUGAUAUGACAUUAAAAAUUUGGAAUAUGACAAAAGAUACACCUGUUCACAAUUUGCAAGCACAUAAUAAAGAAAUUUACACGAUUAAAUGGAGUCCAACUGGUCCAGGAACUAUGAAUCCAAAUGCCACAUUACUUUUAGCCAGUGCUUCGUUUGAUUCGACUGUGCGUUUAUGGGAUGUUGAACGUGGUAUUUGUCAGAAUACGCUUGUGAAACAUUCCGAACCAGUCUAUUCAGUAUCAUUCAGUCCUGAUGGACGUCUAUUAGCUACUGGUUCAUUUGAUAAAACCAUAUAUAUCUGGGAUAUUGCACGUGCAGAAAUUGUUCAUAGUUAUCGAGGUACUGGUGGUAUUUUUGAAGUUUGCUGGAACAGUCGUGGCACUCGGGUCGGUGCAAGUGCUUCUGACGGAACAGUGUGUGUUCUCGAUCUGCGAAAAUAA